CCCCACCCCCUCGAUUUCUCCAGCUCUCUCUUUUCCUCUGUCCCCCCGUUUCUGCUCCGUGCCCCUGCCAGCCCACCUAGGGGUUGUGCCCCCACCCCGGUGUCACACUGGCUGCGUGCUGGUUGCUGAAGCGCCAGCGAUGGGGACCAGCCGAGGGAUCCCUUGCCCGCUGCCUGCCCAGACCCCCUUACGCCCAUGAGAUGGGAGUCAAGCAGAACCCCCCAGAAGCCACCGUCCUGCCUGUGCCGGGGGCGCCGGGCGAGAACCUGCGGCGGCUGCGGCAGCGGAAGGGGCUGCUGAAGGCCGAGGGGCAGCUGGCAGGCUGGGGCCUGGCCCUGGCGCUCGGGGGGAUCCUGCUCAUGGUGCUGCACACGGAGCUGGCCUGGUUCGGGGGCUGCAAGUGGUUUGCAUAUCUGUUCCUGGUGAAAUGCCUCCUCUCGCUCUCCACCGCCACCCUGCUGGCCCUCAUCCUCGCCUUCCAUGUCAAGGAGAUCCAGCUCUUCAUGCUGGACAACUCGCUCCAGGACUGGCGCCUCGCAGUGAGCGGCCCCAAGCUGGGCCUGAUCCUGCUGGAGCUCCUGGUCUGCUCCCUGCACCCCUUCCCCAUGGGGGGCUCCCCGUGCCUGGCCCCCGAGCUGGCCCCCCUGGCCUCCUUCCUGCCAGGAGCCGAGACGCCGCUGUCGCUGCUGAUGUUCCUGCGGCUGUACCUGGUGCCGCGGGCCUUGCUGCUGCAGAGCCGGGUGCUGGGGGACGCCUCAUACCGCACCAUCGGCUCCCUCAACCAGAUCCGCUUCCAGUACCCGUUCGUCCUGCGCCUGCUGGUCAACCGCCAGCCCGGCCGGGUGCUGCUGGUGCUCACCCUGGGGCUCUGGCUCACCGCCUCCUGGGUGCUGGCCGUCUGCGAGAGGGAGAAUGGAGCAGGGCACCUGGAGGGGACACUGUGGGUCAUCCCCAUCACCUUCCUCACCAUCGGCUACGGGGAUGUGGUGCCAGUGACGGUGUGUGGCCGGCUGGUCUGUCUGUGCACUGGCAUCCUGGGCGUUGGCUGCACAGCCCUGCUGGUGGCAGUGGCAGCUGACAAAAUGGAGUUCAACCGGGCGGAGAAACACGUUUACAACUUCAUGAUGGACAUACAGUGCACUAAAGAGAUGAAGAACUCGGCCGCCAACGUCCUGCAGGCGGCUUGGCUCUUUCACAGACACAGCAAGGCCAGGGCCGGGCGUCCGGCCCGGACCCAUCACAGGCGCUUGCUGGCGGCCAUCCACAGGUUCCGGGAGGUCCGAUUCGCACCGAAGCUCCGGGACCAUGUUAACACCCUGGCGGACAUUGUCGAAGAGACCCCUAAGUAA
This is a messenger RNA of Chelonoidis abingdonii (Abingdon island giant tortoise), 1349 nucleotides long. The record is from RefSeq and is a predicted model, not a curated record. Lineage: Eukaryota; Metazoa; Chordata; Testudines; Testudinidae.